AUGUCUUCUCCCUUGUUCUUGUGCAUCCUCCUGGUCGUAUUUGGCAGCUACCUUUCCAUUACUGCUGCAGGCGACGGUCAUUUCAGACACAAGAUGUCUGCUCCACGUCGACUGCAGCUCGGAUGUAUGUAUGUUUCAGUGACGCCGCUGCCAAACCGCGCCGGCGCCGCUGUGCCGCUGGUGCACAGGCAUGGACCCUGCGCCAAGUCGCAGUCCACCGACAAGCCAUCGUCUUUCGCCGAUGCGCUUCACAGAAGCCGCGUCCGCGCAGACUACAUCAUGAGCAGGAGCAGAGCAACCACCAUGCAUGAGCAGGAGAAGGGCAAGGUGAGCGUCCCGGCGUACCUGGGCACCUCCGUGGACUCGCAAGAGUACGUGGUCACGUUGGGCCUGGGCACGCCGGCCGUGGAGCAGGUCCUCCUCCUGGACACCGGCAGCGACUUGUCGUGGGUGCAGUGCGCGCCAUGCAACUCCAGCGACUGCUACGGGCAGAAGGAUCCCUUGUUCGACCCGCGCAAGUCCUCCACGUACGCUCCCAUCCCCUGCGGCUCCGACGUCUGCAAGACCCUCCAGUCCAACCACUUGGACAAUGGCUGCACCAUGAACGGCACCCACUCCCAAUGCGGGUUUCGAGUCGAGUACGGAGACGGAUCAAAGACGAAAGGUGUGUACAGCAACGAGGCGCUGACGCUGGCGCCCGGCGUCGUCAUCCAGGACUUCCAUUUCGGCUGCGGAUACAAGCAGGGCGGCCCGAACGACAAGUUCGACGGCCUGCUCGGGCUCGGCGGCGCGCCCGAGUCGCUCCCGGUUCAGACCUCCGCGGUCUACGGCGGCUCCUUCUCCUACUGCCUCCCGCCGGUGAGCAGCGGCACCGGGUUCCUCGCCCUCGGCGCGCCCAGCAACGCCUCGGGCUUCUCGUUCACGCCCAUGACCCACUUCGUGGAUGACGCCACCUCCUACCUGGUGAAGCUCACCGGCAUCAGCGUCGACGGGAAGCAGCUCCGCAUCCCACGGAAGGUGUUCGAGGGGGGGCUGAUCGUGGACUGCGGCAAUAUCAUCUCACAUCUGCCGUCGACGCCCUACGAGAAGCUGCGGUCCGCGUUCCGGGCGGCCAUGACGGCGUACCCGCUCAUCCCAAGCGAUGACGGCGACACAUGCUACAACUUCACCGGAUUCAGCAACGUCACCGUGCCCAAGGUCGCUCUCACCUUCACCGGCGGCGUCACGGUUGACCUCGAUGUCCCCAACGGGCUUCUCUUGGACGGCUGUCUGGCAUUCGCCGAUUCCGGGCCAGAUGAUUACGUCGGCUUCCUCGGCAAUGUUCAGAUGAGAACCUUGGAGAUGCUGUACGACGUUAAGGGUGCUAGACUCGGAUUCCGGGCCGGUGCCUGCUAAGUGUGACUCCUCAUCUCAACGUAUGCAUAUCGGGCUUCUGGUGGGAAGAUGGAGAGGAAUAAAAGAAAAAGCAUUGGUUCGCA
Messenger RNA from Hordeum vulgare subsp. vulgare (domesticated barley), 1478 nucleotides. RefSeq names its product aspartyl protease AED1-like. The transcript is spliced from 3 exons. The record is from RefSeq and is a predicted model, not a curated record. Gene Ontology annotation, molecular function: aspartic-type endopeptidase activity. Gene Ontology annotation, biological process: proteolysis. Bases 1 to 1395 code for a protein of 464 amino acids. NCBI's taxonomy places the organism in Eukaryota, Viridiplantae, Streptophyta, Magnoliopsida, Poales, Poaceae.